AUGAAUACGACGGCGAUCGAUUACGAUUUUCAACAACAAAUCACUGUCGUUCCACUUCUCCGCCAUUCGUAUGAGUUGACGUUGCUCUACACGAUCGCCUAUGGUAUUCUGUUUUUCACCGGCGUUCUCGGAAACACGUUCGUCGUCGUCGCCGUUUGGCUACACAAAUCGGUCAACAUCACCACCGACUAUUUGAUUUUGUCGUUGGCACUCGCCGAUUUGUUCAUUUUAUGGAUAUGCCUUCCAACAACGCUGAUUAACAGCAUUUUUACAGAAUGGCUCUGGGGUCCCUAUUUUUGCAGACUCUCAACAUGGGCGAACGCCUCAACGUCAUGCGCUUCUGUGUACACAUUAGUAGCCGUGACUGCCGAUCGAUAUUUAGCAAUAUGUCAUACGCUUAAAUAUAAUACAAGUUGGGAUAGAGAAUAUACGAAAUAUGUGAUAAUUUCCAUUUGGCUUGUCGCUGCAAUUUUUGGAAUACCAAAUUGGUAUAAUUACGAUCAGAUUGUUUGGCGUGAGCCGGAAUUCUCUAUUCGAUUGUGCACCUCGCAAACAGAUCAGAAACUUUAUUUUCUAUUUGUUAACCUACUUCUGGCGUUCAUUAUACCAUUUGUACUGAUUUCCACUUUAUACACGAAAAUUUUCAUCACGGUUUCAACGCACAGGAGUCUGGCAAUUGAUGCAAGGGCAAGAGAGGAUCGGGUUCGACUACGGGUUGCCACAAUGAUGCUCACAGUCAUUAUUAUAUUUGCUUGCUGCUGGUUACCGUUAUAUGUAAUUUUCACUUAUUUCUAUUUUUUCGCUGAUCAAAAAUCGGAGCUCUUCACGAUCACAUCAAUGGUAAUCCGACCAGUUUUCCAAUGGCUCUCAUUACUCUCAAGCUCAUUGAAUCCGAUUAUUUAUAUAACAUAUAGUCAUAAAUAUAGGACAGCCUUCAAAAAUAUCCUGUUGAUGCCGUGCAAGUCAAGAUAUGAGCACGUGCGAAGCACAAUUCUUCGCCGCCCGUCGCGGAUGACCAAUCGCGCUUCUUGCACCGGAACAACAACAAUGUCAAUGUCGAAUUAUAGUUCCGAAAUUGCCGGCGGCGUUUCGAUCAUGCUACUAAAUAGCAGUCAAAAACGUUAG
Caenorhabditis bovis is the source of this 1125-nucleotide messenger RNA. The record is from the annotation of a GenBank genome assembly. Lineage: Eukaryota; Metazoa; Nematoda; Chromadorea; Rhabditida; Rhabditidae.